AUGAUAUCCAAGACCAACAACCUUGAGAAUUUGAUUCUAAUUGUAAUUCCUUCACAAUCUCAAUUGUCCUCUGAUUUUUACUCAACAACAUGUCCGAAUGUUCUUUCCACCAUUAAAACACAAGUAGACUCUGCUGUCAACAACGAACCUCGCAUGGGAGCAUCCCUCCUUCGUCUCCAUUUCCAUGAUUGCUUUGUUCAAGGGUGUGAUGCAUCAGUGCUAUUAGACGAUACAUCAAAUUUCACUGGAGAAAAGACAGCAGGUCCAAAUGCAAAUUCUAUAAGAGGUUUUGAAGUCAUUGAUACCAUAAAGUCUCAAGUAGAGAGCUUGUGUCCUGGUGUUGUUUCUUGUGCUGAUAUUCUUGCUGUUGCUGCUAGAGACUCUGUUGUUGCUCUUGGGGGGCCCAGUUGGACAGUGCAAUUAGGAAGAAGAGACUCAACGACAGCAAGUUUAAGCUCUGCUAACUCAGAUUUGCCAGGUUUCUCGUUCGAUCUAAGUCAACUUAUUACUGCUUUCUCCAAUAAAGGUUUCACAACCCAAGAAAUGGUUGCUUUAUCAGGAGCUCACACAAUUGGGGAAGCAAGAUGCGUGACCUUCAGACAAAGAAUCUACAACGAGAGUAACAUAGAUUCCUCGUAUGCAACAUCAUUGCAAGCGAAUUGUCCUAGCGUAGGUGAUGAUAGCAAUUUGUCACCAAUUGACACCACAACUCCAACAACCUUUGACAAUGCUUACUUCAAGAAUUUGCAGAGCCAAAAGGGUCUCUUCCACUCCGAUCAACAACUCUUCAAUGGAGGAUCCACCGACUCUCAAGUUACCUCUUAUGGCAGCGACGCGCAAACCUUUGCCACUGAUUUUGCUAACGCAAUGCUUAAAAUGGGCAACCUUAGCCCUCUUACCGGCACCACUGGCCAGAUUAGAACCAACUGCGCAAAAAUCAAUUGA
Molecule: messenger RNA, 945 nt
Organism: Arachis stenosperma
Lineage: Eukaryota; Viridiplantae; Streptophyta; Magnoliopsida; Fabales; Fabaceae
Product: cationic peroxidase 1-like
Exons: 6
Coding region: 1-945 (314 amino acids)
Biological process (GO): hydrogen peroxide catabolic process; response to oxidative stress
Molecular function (GO): heme binding; peroxidase activity
Source: RefSeq, a predicted model, not a curated record